AAGAAGAAGAUGCAGCAGCAGCAGUUUGUCACGUGCUCGUCAUAAACAAUUCGCGAGGCAAACGUCGAUGGGAUUUUAACCUGUUUUUGAUCAUCUGUGGAGAGUGCAUUGAUUGACAGUGGCAAAGUGACGUCGAGCAGGGAAAUGUCCAGCACAGCCAUGAAAAAAAAGGUUCUGUUGAUGGGUAAAAGUGGAUCAGGAAAGACCAGCAUGCGAUCAAUCAUAUUUGCCAAUUAUAUCGCCAGAGACACUCGCCGCCUAGGAGCCACAAUUGAUGUGGAGCACUCUCACGUGCGAUUUUUGGGAAAUCUGGUGCUUAACCUCUGGGACUGUGGUGGUCAGGAUACUUUCAUGGAAAACUACUUCACAAGUCAGAGAGACAACAUCUUUCGGAAUGUAGAGGUGUUGAUCUAUGUGUUUGAUGUGGAGAGCCGAGAGUUAGAGAAAGAUAUGCAUUACUACCAGUCUUGUCUGGAAGCCAUACUGCAGAAUUCACCUGAUGCCAAGAUCUUCUGUCUGGUACACAAGAUGGACCUGGUUCAGGAGGAUCAGAGAGAUUUGAUAUUUAAAGAGCGCGAGGAGGAUCUGAAAAGAUUGUCUCGUCCGCUGUCGUGCACCUGCUUUAGAACAUCUAUUUGGGAUGAGACAUUAUAUAAAGCAUGGUCCAGUAUUGUCUAUCAGCUCAUUCCUAAUGUACAGCAGCUUGAGUGCAACCUCCGCAACUUUGCUCAGAUAAUUGAGGCAGAUGAAGUCUUACUUUUUGAAAGAGCUACAUUCCUGGUGAUCUCUCAUUAUCAGUGCAAGGAACAACGAGAUGCUCAUCGCUUCGAGAAGAUCAGUAACAUCAUAAAGCAGUUCAAACUAAGCUGCAGUAAGCUGGCUGCCUCUUUCCAGAGCAUGGAAGUACGAAACUCAAACUUUGCUGCAUUUAUUGAUGUUUUCACAUCCAACACUUACGUCAUGGUGAUCAUGUCAGACCCAUCUAUACCAUCUGCUGCCACUCUUAUCAACAUCCGGAAUGCCAGGAGACAUUUUGAGAAGCUUGAGCGUGAUGGACCGAAACACAGUCUACACAUGCGUAUGCGCUAAACCUGUAACACUGAA
Molecule: messenger RNA, 1104 nt
Organism: Danio aesculapii
Lineage: Eukaryota; Metazoa; Chordata; Actinopteri; Cypriniformes; Danionidae
Gene: rraga
Product: Ras-related GTP binding A
Biological process (GO): positive regulation of TOR signaling; regulation of autophagy; cellular response to starvation
Cellular component (GO): lysosome; nucleus; Gtr1-Gtr2 GTPase complex
Molecular function (GO): GTP binding; GTPase activity
Source: RefSeq, a predicted model, not a curated record